Messenger RNA from Seminavis robusta, 1712 nucleotides. NCBI's taxonomy places the organism in Eukaryota, Bacillariophyta, Bacillariophyceae, Naviculales, Naviculaceae. The record is from the annotation of a GenBank genome assembly.
GUGAUCGUCAUCCAUCGACACAGAACGUCAGUUCUUUAUUUCUUAUAGUGACGUGAGUUUGAAGGAAAGCCAUCAACCACGUCUGUCUACAGUGGUUCUUUUUCCAGCUGGCCGUUCCUCCCGCCUCUUUCAAUUCACUAGCUACUACUAGCUAGUCUAGCUAGUAGCUACUACAAGUGUACGGGUGCACUUGGCAAGCUUCCAGACAAAUAAAUGCUACCGACAACGCAACAACGCAACAACCCAACAACUAUAACAUCGAAUCGAAUCAUCAAGAAGACAAGCUAGGUAGAUAGAUAGAUAGAUAGAUAGAUAGAUAGAGCAAGAGUAAGUGGGUCAGUAUGAGUAAUAGACGCAGAGGAGAUGACGACUAUGACGACUUUGAAGACGAGGACUCGAACUCCCGAAAACGGAGCAAAACGGAUACGAGCUCCAGUAGCGGCGGCGGUAGCUCGACGACGUGUAGUGCUGGGAGUACAUGCACUAACAGCGGUACUAAUAGUAACAGUGGUACCAAUAGUGGUACCAAUAUUGGUAGUGAUCCACCAUUGCAAGCUCCAACACAAAGUCAUGUGCAUACGGGUACGGCUGAAUCCAAACGGAGACUACGAAACGAGCGAGAGCAGCGCAGAUCUUCCCUCAUCUCCAAUCAGUUUGACGCGCUGCGGGAUCUGCUGCUGGACGCGGGAGUUGUGGUCCCGCAAGGAACCAGGGGUACAAUUCUUACCGCUGCAAAACAGUACAUUGAUAUCUUGAAGGACAAGCAGAGACAAGUCGCCGAAAAGAAGGAACGUUUGCUCCACCACUUACAGCAAGUACAAGGGGGACAAGCCCAGGGAAUAUCCGCGUCAGCCAGAACCGUCAGCCACACGGAUGUCAUCAGUGCUGCUGCUGCUGAAACAAUAGCAGCUACAACCACCGAUUCCGAUACUGAUACAGAUGCAGAUACCGGUACUGCAAAGUCCAUUGCAGAUUACACGGCAGUCUUUCAAAAUAAUCCAACUGCCAUGGCCAUUGCUGGAAUUGGAGGCUACUUGGUGGAAUGCAAUGAUUGCUUCCGACGAAUGACAAACAUGGAUUCCCAACAAGACCUAAACCAAACUUCCCUGUUUGCACUCGUUGCAGACAAGGAACUACCAAACGCAUUUGCAAGAAUAUCACAAUGGAUCAUGCACCUCCAUGAAGCUGACUCGAACGAAAAGGCAACGCUUACGUUUCAGAGCAACAUUCGUGUUCACGUUGCAAACAAAGACGAAGACGAAGACAAAGACCACGAAUCAUCACAAAGGGGAAACCAAAACCAUUGGUGGCAGCUGUGUUUGACACCCGUCCAUGAAACCAAGCAAAUUGGCGCUGCACAACACGGCUGUGUCUCGGGCAACUUUUUGCAAUAUAUCUGUGUCUCUUUGCUGCUUCCAGUCCCAAAGUCGCCUUCCCCAACGGCUCCUAGCCCUCUUCUCGUACCGACGCCGAUGCCAAUGACGCAACUUCCCCACACCCCGUUUUAGAAGGUGCCAUCAUGCAUGCAUGUAUGUAUCACAAGAGGGGCCAUUGCACAUACACGUACGUACACACUACACACAGAGAAGGUCUUAUAUAGUACCGUAGCCAUUGUUCCAAGUAACUGUAACUGUACCGGUACUAGUACCUUACAAGUAUAUCGUACACGAGGCAGUGUCACCAACUUUAAUAAUCUCAUGUUUACAUUAGUG